AUGGAAGUCCAGGAGUCACAGGAUCGGAAGCCGAGCUCCGACUCCAUCUACCGCCUAUUCAUGCCGACCAUGUGCACCUGCAACACCGCCCUGAACCUUCUGUUCAAUUGCCUCACCACUUGCGACGAGGCCGAAGUCGAGGCUCGCCUCCUCGAGAAAGACGCCUUCGCCGCCACCAGUAUGAUUAUCGGAACGAUCUACUCCGAGGAGAUCAGCGAGCGCAUAGUGGAGGUCCUCAAGGCUAAGAAUACCGGCUCUUCUGCUGCUGGAAACCGCGCCCUGUUGUUGCCGGACGUUGGCAGGCUCAAGCCCAUCUUGGACCAUAUUAUCAAGGACCUCAGCAGUCCCUUCUCUCCCUUUAGAGACUUCGGCACCUUCCCCACCGACGAGGCCAAAGCUCUGGCUCCUCUCAUCGAGCAAGAGGCCUUCGUCGCCGCCAUGAUCAAGAUCCGUCAGAUCUACAUCCAUGAGGUCUGCAAGCGCAUGGUGGAGAUCAAACACAAGAACGCCGCUGCUUCUGCUGCUGGAAAUGUCGCGUCGGAGACCGCCGCCGGUGGUGUGCCUGAGGCAAUUGAAAGUCAGGUAAAAUCCAUGGAAUUAGCAGAAUCCACGGUCUUUCUUCACGGUCAUAAGAAGAAAGAUCGUGAAGCAACAACAAACAUUUCUCUCUCACAUCUGAAUCCUCCAACAUUUUCUCAUAGAAAUUCAAGCUCAACCAUGGAAGUCCAGGAUUCACAGGAUCGGAAGCCGAGCUCCGACUCUAUCAUCCACAGCCUAUUCUUGCCGACCAUGGUCUUCCGCAACACCGCCGUGGACCUUCUGUUCAAUUUCCUCACCACUUACGACGAGGCCGAAGUCGAGGCCGAAGUCAAGGCUCGCCUCUUCGAGGAAGACGCCUUCGCCGUCUCCAGAUCGUUUAUCGGAGCGAUCUACUCCGACGAGAUCAGCAAUCGCGUGCUGGAGUUCCUCAAGGCUAAGAACACCGACACUUCUGCUGCUGGAAAGGGCGCCAUGUUGUUGCCGGACGUUGGCGUGCGCAAGCCCUUCGUGGGCAUUAUUAUCAAGAACCUCAGCAGUCCCUCCUCUCCCUGGAGGCACUACGGCACCUUCUCCACCGACGAGGCCAAAGCCCUGGCUCCCUUCAUCGAGCGAGAGGCCUUCUUCGCCGCCAGGGAUAAGAUCCGUAAGAUCUACAUCCAAGAGGUCUGCCAGCGCAUGUUCGAGAUCAAACACAAGAACGCCGCUGCUUCUGCUGCUGGAAACGUCGCGUCGGAGACCGCCGCCGGUGGUGUGCCUGAGGCAAUUGAAAGUCAGCUAAAAUCCAUGGAUUACUAAAAUCCAUGGAAUUAGCAGAAUCCAUGGAUUACUAAAAUCUGAACACAAACCAA
This is a messenger RNA of Rosa rugosa (rugosa rose), 1388 nucleotides long. RefSeq lists its product as uncharacterized. The coding region runs from base 1 to 1335 and encodes 444 amino acids. Gene Ontology annotation, biological process: mitotic cell cycle; lateral root development. The transcript has a single exon. Lineage: Eukaryota; Viridiplantae; Streptophyta; Magnoliopsida; Rosales; Rosaceae. The record is from RefSeq and is a predicted model, not a curated record.